AUGCAUCCAACAAACCUCCUCCUCCUCUCCCUCUCCAUAUCCACAGCCACGGCUUCCCCCUCUCCAAUCUGGAACCGUCUUCUCACAUCCAUCUCUCAUUACACCAAUUGGGUCGAUAACUCUCAAUCUCCGCUUUCUCCAUCCGAAGAAGGUGUUCAGCCACAACCAGGAACACUGGUAACAACUCACCUCCCCGCAGUAACGACAACAAUAUAUGCCAAAACCUCCACACCUCUGCCUCUUCCACCAGCCUGGGAUGUCCACUAUCCGGAAGAAGAUGAAGUCGAAGAAGGCAGCGAGGAAAGUGACUUAGAAAAACGACAAGAUUGUACAAACUCUGGAAUCCAAAAUUCCGGCUGUGGUAAUUCCGGAAAUUACAAUACCGGCAACGGUAAUUCUGGGAACUACAACUGUGGUAACGGGAACAGUGGGAAUUACAACUCUGGUGAUGGGUCCCCCGGGAAUGGUGGAGAUGGCCAGUGCGGUAAUGUUGUCAUCUCACAAAGCGUAGCAUACGUUUACCCUGCCCCGUCGACAGUGGUGGUUCAAGUCGCACCUAUCACAUCUGUAGUUACGAUUUAUCAGCCUCAGGUUUAUACUACUUGGGUGGUAUACCAACAACCUCCUGCUACUACCAUUAUAUACCAAGAGCCACAGGUCGUUAGGAUUGUGGCUCAGGAGACUUAUGCACCACGUGGUUGUGCUUAUUGGGAGAGUUUGGGGUAUAGAUGUAGUGCUGGUGGACGGGUGGAGAUCAAUAAAGGUGUUUAUGUGGUUGGAGGAGCAUUGUUCUGGAUGCUUGUCGGACUGUUUAUGAUUUGA
Messenger RNA from Orbilia oligospora ATCC 24927, 822 nucleotides. RefSeq lists its product as uncharacterized. Lineage: Eukaryota; Fungi; Ascomycota; Orbiliomycetes; Orbiliales; Orbiliaceae. The transcript has a single exon. The record is from RefSeq and is a predicted model, not a curated record. The coding region runs from base 1 to 822 and encodes 273 amino acids.